UGGAGUUGUGGGUUUGAGUUUUUUCGUGUUCCGCUUUCUUUAAAAUCAACCACAUUACUACUCUUCCAUACUUACCAGUGAUCAUAAAGGCAAGGGAAAGAUAUAUAUUUCCUCAAUUCUUUGAUUUCUUGGGUGAUAAACUCAAGAUAUUGCCUGAAUCUGAAUCCUUGGACGAGACAGCGAGCCCCUGGGUUUCAACUCAACUGAUUAGUCUCAAGCCAAGCUAUUCAAUGGAUCACCCAGAUUGGCCAGUCACAAAGCGUUUGAGGGUAAGUGAUGUUGAUAAUUCUGCGAGGUGUUUGCUGGAGAAAAGUUCGGUUAAGGAGCACAUUUUACCGCAUCUUAGGGAUAACGAUAUGUUGAAGCUUUGGCGGGGAGUGGAGGUGGUUGUUUGGGAUGUGGAUACCGAGUCGGAGCACGUGUUGGUGCUUAGGAGGUGGAAAAGUAGUGGGAGUUAUGUGCUUCACAAGAACUGGUUAUCUGAUUUCGUGAUGAGAAGGGGACUAGAGAUGAAUGAUGUGAUUGGGCUAAGAUGGGAUGAUGAGAACUCGAGGCUGGAGUUUAAGCUGCUCCAGAAGAACCUGUUUUCAUCAGGUCCAGUGUGGGCUGGUCUUGAUUCAAAAUGUCCGAAAUGAUGUGAUAUUACUGAUAAUAUUUGAACUAACUAUAGAUGAUGAUGGAGUUUAUGAGAUUGUGUUGUUGUAGGAGAAGUAUAAUGCAAUAUCGUAGUAUGGUUUGAAUAACGCACACAGUUUGAACUUGCAAAUAUGUAAUCAUUUGGAUAGUGAGAUGUUUC
Sesamum indicum (sesame) is the source of this 796-nucleotide messenger RNA. Its product is annotated as B3 domain-containing protein At2g33720. Gene Ontology annotation, molecular function: DNA binding. NCBI's taxonomy places the organism in Eukaryota, Viridiplantae, Streptophyta, Magnoliopsida, Lamiales, Pedaliaceae. The record is from RefSeq and is a predicted model, not a curated record.